This is a messenger RNA of Aedes aegypti (yellow fever mosquito), 5667 nucleotides long. RefSeq names its product segmentation protein cap'n'collar. Gene Ontology annotation, cellular component: nucleus. Gene Ontology annotation, molecular function: RNA polymerase II cis-regulatory region sequence-specific DNA binding; DNA-binding transcription factor activity, RNA polymerase II-specific. Lineage: Eukaryota; Metazoa; Arthropoda; Insecta; Diptera; Culicidae. Gene Ontology annotation, biological process: regulation of transcription by RNA polymerase II. The transcript has 11 exons. The record is from RefSeq and is a predicted model, not a curated record. The coding region runs from base 1635 to 5381 and encodes 1248 amino acids.
CACACACCAUCAUUACAGCAGAAAUUAGUAUUUUACAACACCGUCGUCGCUGCGCUGCAGCAAAGAAUCGCCAAUCGCUUGCAAUAAGUUGCAAUCGCGGAUUCGCGGAAUAAAGAAAGUGUUUUGCGGACCAAAACUUUUACGGUGGCGAUCGACUCGAGUCCAAGAGUGCUUUGCUCGCAGCAAGCCGUGAACGAAGGAAACUUUAGUGAGUGAAAAGUGUGUGCGAUCAUCGGUCGUCGGACAUUGUCUUGUCUCUCGAAGUGAGAUAUUGCGCAAACAGAAUCAUCGCUGGUCUUCCCCAGGGGUGAGGAUUUGCGGAAAGGAGCCGGGUCUCGUUCCGUCGAACCUGGCGUCGCUGGGUUUAAUCGGAUGUGAACAUCCGCGACAUCAACAUCCCCGCGAUCCGUCAGAGAAGAUAUUUUUGUGAAUUUUCGGAACAUCCGCGAAGUGAAAUCCCGUUGCCGGGGAUACGCACCUGAGUGCUGAGGCUUUUUUGUGCUGGGCAUAUUUUGACAGACAAAAGUCAUUGCCUGCUUGAUGCGACUCUUCUUGUCGUCAUUCGUCGCUGCUAUUUACCUUUUUUUGUUGUGGUGCGAAAUCCGCGAGUGAAGACUGAAGAAGAUUGAAGUGAGUGCCUCCUGAAGGCGGAUUCAUCCAAGAGAAUCGUGAAAACAGUUACGACGUGUAUGCUGCCUAUAGGCAGUCGGUGGUGAAAUUCGCUUUCGGAUAUUGUUGCCCUUAUUGGUUUUUUUUUUCUGAUAAGAAUCAUACAGAGUGAUAAGUGCAGGUUGUGUGACAACAAGGGCACCCUCGCGGAAGAUACGUCUCGGGUGAUUUGAAUAAUUGAUUGGCCCCGGGCGGGUGUUUGUCACCCUUGGGGUCGGCCCUAAUCGAUACAGUUGCGCGAGGCUCUUUUUUGUGUUUUUGCUGUAGCUCAGGGCGCCCCUCCGGAAAGGGCAAUUACGGCGAAAGGUGGAGACGGUCGGAACCACGAAUGGUCAGUAAAGAGAAGCAGAAAAGGAAUGAAACAAGCAACCAGUAGUCCACCGCUUUUGUGGAAAGCACACGACAUCGCCGGCAAGUCCGCGCGGUGAUGAAACCCCCCGGAGAACGGUGCUGCAACUAAAGACACUAUGUGCAAAUACGGAGAACGAAAUUGAGGACAGUCAGUGGCAGUGCAAAAUUCGAUGUUUAUUGAACUGAGCGGUUUAAAGUUUACCACUGAAUAUCGAUCAUCAGCAGAAUUGAAGAAUCAACAUCAACUGUUAUGGAAGCAAUUAGGGACUGACUGAGGCCACCUAGAGUGCCUUCAACCGAGAUCUGAUGAAACCGAGAAGCAACAACACAGUACUCACACCUGUCGUCGUCGCCUUCGUUUCACUAUCAAUGUGAAGUGCUGUGCGCAGUAAUAAUGCGAAAAAAGACUGAUUCAUCAUACCCUUAGAGUGUAAUUUGCAACCAGUUUUUGUGUUUCUGUUAUCAUAUAAGUACACCCUCCCGCUCUCGCCUCGUUAUUUCAAUGAUCUCAGAGACUGUAUUUAGUGCUCACGCGUGAAAUUUGUUUUUAUUUCGUCGAGAAGAGUGAAUUUUUAUUUUUGAAAUCUCCCAACAUCGAAUAAACGCAACGCAAAAUGAUCUCCGGCAAAAAGAACUACGUCGAACAGCUGCUCCACCUUGCACUGACGCUGAGUCUGCUGCGGGUGGAUCCGGAAAACUACCUGGACCUACAAUGGGAGACGCGUCUGGCUGGAACCGGCGUCGGCGGCUGGCAGCUGGAACUGCGAGCCGCGCCCCUCACCGACCAAACCUACGUCAACCGGAAGGCCCUUCCCUCCAUAAUCGAAGAUCUGGCCCGGUUCGACACGCAGUACAAUGUCCCAACGCACUUCGACCUGCAGGCCUACCUGCUCAACAUACAAAACUCCAACUCAACCAAUCAAACCUCCACGACCAGGGCUUCCUCUCCGGCCCCGGUCUCAACCCAGGAGCCCCCCAACUCCACCUCCUCUGUCACCAUCGAUCUCCCCUCGUUCGAAUCCUUCGACACCGAGGACAUCUUCCUGAACCCGGACCCCUUCGCCGAUAGCACCUCCGUUCUCGAGCAGAACAUGGCUGACCUCAACGAUUUCGGCGAAGCUCCCAUCAACACCUACGCCCUCGAUGCAAUCCCGCUGAAAAACGAACCUCCGCCCAUGUUUGAAGAUCUUAUCCGGUUGCCCUUCGAGCCGAACUUCUUUCAGCAGCACGUUCUCGAACCGGAACUGAACGAACCCAAACUGGAAGAACAACUGGAGGAAGCCGGCAGCAGCUCGCACGAAUGUUGCCAGUCGUGCGAUGCUCGCUCCAAACAGAUCAAGGUCAAGGAGGAACCCCUCGGGGAACAAGAGGCCGGUUCCGCAGAAGGUGCCGUGGCCAACAACGCGGUCGUCGUCAAGCAGGAACCUCAGGAAGAAUUCUUCCAGAUCAAGAAGGAAGAGUUGGAUUUGAACGAUGAUUCCGACGCAGAGGUGCCCCCCGUGACGGCCGAACUAACCCAAGAGGAGAUGGACCUGAUCGAGGUGCUUUGGAAGCAGGACGUGGACUUGGGUUUCACCUUGACACCGCUGACGGUUCCUUCGGGAGCCUCCGGAGGGGCCACUUCAGGGAUGGCAACCAAAGGUGCCACCUCUGCUGAGGACAGCUCCGACGACCUGGAGAAGCUCAAAGUACUGCUGGAAAUCAAACACGAUGAUGAUAAGAAAAAGGAUAACGCUGAUAAGCAAGCGGAAGAGAAUCCCUGGGCUGGAAUGUCCUACACAGUCGAUAUCGAAACAGGUGAAUAUGUACUCAACGCCACCGAUGGCAGUGAGGCGACACUUCCACCGCCGCUAGCUGACCUGUUCCUCGAGGAAGGACUUAACCUACCGGAGCUGAUCAACGAUACCGUCAUCGAGGAAACCGAAGAGCCAGCAAAAAAGAAGACCACAGCCGAACAAGAGGAGGAAGAGGAGUCCGAGGUCAAACGAAUCGAGAGGGAGCUCGAAUCGUCGGCUGAUGAACUGUGCCAAGGUGCUGCUGCUAGUGUCAGUGCCACCAGUGGUUCUACUUCUGCCAGCCCUUGCGACUUGAAUAUCUGCUCCGAGCAGCAAGCGACCGCCACAAGUUCCGUAGUCGAUCGGGAGCAACAGGACUCGCCAAACCAUCCGGAAGCGGCCGGUGCUGCCUCACCCGAUGAUCUAGAGGACAUUCUGUGCGACAUGAUGAUCCAAACGUCUUCGUCCCACUUUCAGCACCCGCGGCAACCGAUGCAGAACUACGGCCAUGGGAUGCACGGUUCGCUGCGACAGGGUGGCUACCACCAUCACCACCACCACCAUCACCAUCAGUCCCGCGUUCCGCUGAGCCGGGCCGUUUCGAUGGAACAGCGCUUUCAGGAUCUGGCCAAUCUGCUCAGCUUUCCGCCCGGAAUGGGCGUCGGCAUGGGGGUGGGCGAAAUGCCUCCGGCCCAUCCGCACCCGCACUACCCGCCGCACUACUCGUACCAGGCUAACGGUGCCAUUCCCCAGCACGGUCAGUACCACUCACAUGCAGUACUGCAAAAUGCUUCGCUGGCGGAUAUUGGACCGACCCAGCCGUACUAUGCACCGAACCUGGGUUCGGCCGUGGCCACCAGCAUGCACUUGACCAACUCGACGUCGGAGACGGACGCCGGAGCCACCGGGUACAAAAUGGAUCACGAGAUGAUGUACUAUUCGAAUACAUCAUCGGAGAUGAAUCACACCGACGGGUUUCUCAACUCGAUUCUGGAUGACGACCUGCAGCUAAUGGACAUCGCAGUGAACGAGGGUAUGUACACCAUGCGCAUGCUGGACCACAAUGCCACCAGCAGCAAUUCGUCCGUGCUGGGCGGUUCUCUCGGAGGAAGUGCUGCCGCUGUUGCCGCAGCAGCCGCCGCCGGUCUGAACGGGCCUGCCCAUCUCGGUGGUCUGAUGUCCAGUGCAUCGGCUGCCGUCUCUUCUGGUGCCAUGCAAACCUCCCUGAACGGUUCGACGGGAACACACGGAGCCACCGGUGGCACCACGAGCGGUGACCGCCUAGAUGCCUCCAGUGACAGUGCCGUAUCGUCGAUGGGAUCGGAACGGGUUCCGUCGCUCUCUGACGGCGAAUGGGGUGACGGUGGAAGCGACUCUGCCCAAGAGUAUCACAACAAGUAUGGAGGACCGUUCGAUUAUAGCUACAGCGGAAGCAAUCGGCUUGGCGAUGGAACAAGACAGCCACCGGUUGCCCAGAAGAAGCACCACAUGUUUGCGAAAAGAUAUUUCCAAGAACAGAACACCUCGAUCCCCUCGCUACCGUCAGCUACCAAUCCCUCCGCGACAGGACCGACCGUUGAUCCCCAGAGCCAACUGAAUGCAAGUAUACCAAUCAAAUAUGAGUUCGAUUACAUGAACCCGGCUUCGCUCAGUCACUUAGAGGGAGCCGUCGGCCCGGUCACCAAGCAAGAAGACCAAACCAGUGCCCAUAAUAACCCACUCUCCUCGGUGGACAUGAAAUACCCGUACUCAUUGGAUUUCUCCCGGCAGAAUCCUGCCUCGGCACCAGCCGCCCGAAGCCAUCAUCACGACGUGAUCCACCAUAACCAUACGUACACCUUGCCGCACAAUAGCGGUGCCAAUCCAAAGCCCCAAACCAGAGACAAACGCAUCCGGAAAGCCGAGGAGGAGCACCUGACUCGGGACGAGAAACGUGCCCGUGCGCUCCAGAUCCCCAUCCCCGUGCAAGACAUCAUCAAUCUGCCGAUGGACGAGUUCAACGAGCGCCUGUCCAAGUACGACCUGAGCGAAACGCAACUGUCCCUGAUCCGGGACAUCCGGCGGCGGGGCAAGAACAAGGUGGCCGCCCAAAACUGCCGCAAACGCAAACUGGACCAGAUUGUGACGCUAGCCGACGAAGUCAAGGACAUGAAGAUGCGCAAGGAACGGCUGUUGCGCGACCGCGAGAUCAUCCAAACCGAACGCAAGAGAAUACGGGACAAGUUCUCGGCGCUGUACCGCCACGUGUUUCAGAAUCUGCGUGACAGCGAGGGUAACCCGUACUCCCAGGAGCACUGGAGCUUGCAGCAAAGUGCCGAUGGAACGGUUGUCCUGGUGCCCCGAAGCGUUGACCGUCAGCAAGAUCUGACCGGUAGCAAUCACCAGCAGCAGCAGCAACAGCUCGGCAUGGCUGGAGGAAGUGGCCUGCCGCAUUCACAUCAUCAGCAGCAACAUCUUCUGCACCUGCAACAGCAUCAACAUCCGCACUCGCAACAACAGCAUCAUCACGGCGGAAGCAGCAGUGGUUCCAACAGUACCAACAGCAGCGGUGCCAGUGGAGGCAGCCAGCAUAGACCGAAAGAGUGAGACCGGUCCGUGACGCAUUGCCACCAUCAGCAGCAACAGCAUUACCGGCAUUUGCACCGUCAUCAUCAUGUUCACCAGUGGCCACCGUUGUUUUACUAAAGAAGAUACAAGGAACAAGUAAGAAAGACGGGCUGCGAAUAGGAAGAUGAGGAAACCGAGCAGGGGGCUAUCAAGAACCCGAAGAUCAGCCUGUAACGGAAGGAAUCGACCAACACAGACGACAAACACAGAUACACACAUACACCAAACAUGCGCACUUGCAGAUAGAGAACAAACAAUACAUACA